CAGCACAGCACAGCACAGCGUCGGAAAUUCGAGCUGAUAUAUCCAUUCCCCUGCUUCUUGACAGCUAGCUAGCUGCGUCCAUGGAGAGCAAUGCCUGCGCUGCUGCUCUGCUCGCCGAGCUCAGCCAAGCCAAGGAGCUGCUCAAGGAGCUGGAGUUAAAUCUGCAUUGCCUUGACCUCUGCAAGGCUCUAACUCCCAGGAUCGCUUCCUCCAUCCACAACUCGUUUCUCAUGGCCGAAUCCUUCAGCACUAAAGCCGGCCACGAUCAGUCUCUGUUCUCCUCGCUCGCCCUGCGACCUCGCACCUUGACGCCCAGAAGAAGGCACGUGCUUCGUAUUCACGCAGUACUGACCCACAUGGCCGUGAAGCCGACCGACGAUGAAGGAUUAAUUCUCUGGUUUCAAUUGCAGGAUGUCGCUGCUGCGAUCAUGGAGGUGCCAGGUGAGGCUGAGCUCGGUGUCCGGCGGAGUGAAAGGCCAGGGGGAGGGCGACGGCUUCACAUGGAGGAAGUAUGGCCAGAAAGAGAUUCUCGGAGCUAAAUAUCCAAGGGCCUAUUUCCGGUGCGCUCAUCGGGCCUCGCACGGAUGCCCCGCGAAGAAGCAGGUGCAGCGAUCGGACGACGACCCCUCGGUCCACGUCGUCACCUACCAUGGGGACCACACUUGCCUCGAGCAGCACGAUCAGGAACAGAGUGCGGCGGCGCUGAAAGUUGGAGAGGAGGAGUACUUUGUGGGGCAGAUUGCGCCUUCCUUUGGGCCCAUGGAGGAGCAGUUUUUCUCUUCUUCGCCGUACCAGUUUGGGGGCUUUCAUGGAGCAGAGAGCAGUUGGCUUCCAAUGGAGUUUGACAGAGACGGGGAGAUCGACCCUGCCAGCAUCUGGGCAGGAGUGGAAUGGAUGUCAUAGUGUGUGAUUAGAUUGCAGACAUUGGUGAAAUUGUGGUGUUGGUUGCUGGAUUGUUGUUUAAACUGAGAAAAAAAAUAGUAAAGCAUUAUGUAAUCUUAUAAUUCCAUGUAAUCAGUUCCUCUAGUGAUUCAUCCUUUUAGCCGAAUAGACGAUGAUAUCGUUGUAAAAUUCUGGUAACGAUGAUAACGUUGUAAAA
Messenger RNA from Zingiber officinale, 1099 nucleotides. Its product is annotated as transcription factor WRKY19-like. Gene Ontology annotation, biological process: regulation of DNA-templated transcription. Gene Ontology annotation, cellular component: nucleus. The record is from RefSeq and is a predicted model, not a curated record. Lineage: Eukaryota; Viridiplantae; Streptophyta; Magnoliopsida; Zingiberales; Zingiberaceae. The transcript is spliced from 2 exons. Gene Ontology annotation, molecular function: transcription cis-regulatory region binding; DNA-binding transcription factor activity. Bases 412 to 903 code for a protein of 163 amino acids.